Molecule: messenger RNA, 1350 nt
Organism: Stylonychia lemnae
Lineage: Eukaryota; Ciliophora; Spirotrichea; Sporadotrichida; Oxytrichidae
Source: the annotation of a GenBank genome assembly
AUGAGAAACUAAACUAUACCCUCAAUAAACAAUAGUGUAUUGCAAGAAAUCAAGUUAGAAAGGAAAAGGAUUCAAGUUAUCAUGAAGAAGUCUCCAGUCUUCAAAAAUCCUGUCAUAUUCAUGAUGCUUUUGGACUGUAUUGGAAUGAUUAUUACAAUUGUUGCGACUGUCCAUAUAAAGACAAAUUAGGCUGACGAGAGUGGCAGCAAAGACUCAAAGCAUUAUGAGUAGUUUAUGAGCAAUUUUAGAAUGUCUAUUGCUCUGAUUGUACUCCAAUUUGUUCGAAUGGUUUUGAUGAUAGUUGGAGAGUGUGUCAGGAGCAGAUAUUACUCCUCAAGGAUUGAGGUUAAACAUAAUUAUCAAGUAUUAAUAUUCAUUGCUAGAUAUUUAUACACUCUCCUUACAAUUUUUCCCUUCAUUGUAUACUGUUAUUUCACUUAGUCUUUAGAUGGACUACCUUUUUGGCUUCCAACUAUAAUUUUAGCAGUAGAAGAAGUGCCAGGCUUCAUGUUUGUUAUAUAUUUAUCCGUAGUAAAAGAUAGUCAAGUUAAGUCUUAUCUUUAAAAGUAAUAGAAAGCAAAAGCUUUAAGAGAAAAUGCAAUAAAAAACACUGAGAUGAAGUGUGAACAUAAUGAAACAAAUAUGCGCUUAUCAGUGAUAGAAAUGAGUGCAGAAAAUGAUACAUAUCAUAAUAUGAUUCUUGAGGAUUAAAAUUUUGAAAUGAUUCAACAGAUAAAUGAGGAAGCUGAUAAGUAAGUUCAGGUAAUGAAUUUUAUUGGCCAUUAGUAGUAAAUCAAUUUGCCACAGGAAAACCUUACCUUAAAACUACAAAGAGAUGAUAGUGUCUCAGUAGAAAAUGAAGAGUAUAAGGACUAGAUAGACCAAUUGGAUUUCUUCUAUUAGAUAAGAGAUAGAAAUCAUUCGAUGCCAUUAAACAGAUUCUAUGAUCCUAAUAAUAGAUUCAAAAUGUUCAACUCAAAUAAUUAACUUCAAAGAAUUGAUGAAGAAAAUGGACCCUAUCUUCAUAAAAGCCAUUAAUAAAGAUUUGGAUCAUUUCAUCAACACAGGCCACUAAAUUCUGACAGACUUGCUGGAACAAAAUCAGAGUACUAACAUAAAUAUACAUUGAGAGACAGAGCAGCAGAAGACCGAAAGUAUAGCUUCUCCAAAUCUAUGUUAGAUCAAAGCUAUAUUAAAACUGGUUCAACUAAAGCGAAGUCUUGUUCAAGUUGUCAUAUUUCUGAAUCUUGGUCCCCUAAUGAUGCGAAGGUGAUAAACAGGGUUAUUUAGAUUCCUUAGAGAAUCAUUAGAAAGUAAACUUUUAAUGAAAGAAGAAUAGGAAUCAUUUGA